Colias croceus (clouded yellow) is the source of this 2250-nucleotide messenger RNA. RefSeq names its product SPRY domain-containing SOCS box protein 3-like. The record is from RefSeq and is a predicted model, not a curated record. Gene Ontology annotation, cellular component: SCF ubiquitin ligase complex. Gene Ontology annotation, biological process: proteasome-mediated ubiquitin-dependent protein catabolic process. Gene Ontology annotation, molecular function: protein binding. The transcript has 6 exons. The coding region runs from base 185 to 1132 and encodes 315 amino acids. NCBI's taxonomy places the organism in Eukaryota, Metazoa, Arthropoda, Insecta, Lepidoptera, Pieridae.
UGAUUUGUCUCGGUGAUGUUAUUGUGCUAUUUGUCCCCCCAACAAUACGAAUUUUGAUUAUUUCAUCUAAUGAUUCACUAUGUACUAAUCGUGCUUGUAUAACGUGAUAAUAAACUACCUAUCUGUGAAACUUGCAACACAUAGAAUAUAUUAUUCAAGUAAAGUGCAAGAACAGUGAGGAACAAUGCUGGUGGCUCGAUCAGUUUCACCUUCUCGGACUAAUGAUCGCGAACGACGUGCCAAACCCUACUGCCAGUGCUGGAAUAAAAAGGCACCAGUGUCGUGGACACAACGAUCUUGUACCUGUGGAGAAGAUAAUGAAAUCAGCGAAUGGAAAUGGGAGCUGCCAAACGGCAUCGGCUCCAGCUGGGUGAUGGUCAGCGAAGACAAGAAGCAAGUGACGUUCCACCCGUUCUACAGUUCUGGGACUGCUGCCGUAAAGGGAGACACAGCCCUGCUCCACAACUACCACUACUACUGGGAGAUAAAGAUACUCACGGAAACUUAUGGUACUGAUAUUAUGGUAGGCCUCGGUACAAACAAAGUGAACACAACGAACUUCGAGUUCACAUCCCUUUUAGGCCAAGAUGGCGAAUCGUACGGUCUCUCAUACACGGGGGCUGUGAAACACAACGCUACAGAGAUGCGAGAGUCGCCCGGCUUCUGCAGGGGCAGCAUCGUGGGCGUGCGCGUAGACAUGUGGCGGGGCACGCUCGAGUUCUACUUGAACCGGCGGGCGCAGGGUAUAUCCUUCUACAACUUGCGAAGACACCAAGCACUAUACCCCAUGCUGUGUUCCACUGCCGCUCAAUCGAGCAUGUUGCUAAUAUACGCUGCCUCCUGGCGCGCCUCGCUUUUAGUGGACGCGGCUAAGAUACUAGCAGCGUCGUUAAGGAAUGACAGACAGAAGACGUUACCGCCUGGGUUGUGGUAUAUGUGCAGGUCGCAGUUCUGGCUCACAUUGCCUACGGAUGGCCAAGUAACUAACGAUGAUGAUGAACAACCCAGUGCAGUCGAAUUGCAAACAGUCAAAGUUGCAUCAAAUGUGAAUGUCACAUCGUCGGGCAUGAAACGACGCCAUUGGCAGAUGAAAGCGCUGCACGCACGCGCAGUACGCAGCGAUAAUAUAUGAUGUACAGCGCUUUUUGCGCUUUAUUGUAGACAUUUGAAUGGUGGAACAGGGCGGGAGUUUAGAACAAUGGUUUAGAAAUGUUUUUUUUUUCGAUGACAACAUUUAAUUCGACAGUUUGCGUUUAAAGAACAAAAGAAAAGAAGGUUGCUCAUUUCCACCAAUAAUGCGCGAGGAUGUAUAGCGAGGAAUGUGUUUGUAAAUAAACAAUCAUAUCGCCUCAAUUAGUUUGAAGUUUGUAGAGUUUAGCUGUUGAAGAGAUUUUAUUGGAUUUUUACAAACAUAUGCCUCGCUACACAUAUUAUACUCGCACAUUAUCGAAAAGCCCCCUAUGGUGUUAGAUAGGGUGAGAGGAAUCUUUUUUAUCUCUUUUUCACAUCGUAGACUUUAUGGUUGAUAGUAAUAACGUGACUUUUCAAAUAUUAAAAAUGUGUUAAACAGAGGGGAGAUGUGUAAAUAAUUCUACUUGUCUCAACCAUAGAAAUAAUCGUGAAUUGGGGACAGUACCCUUUUAUUUAGUUUAUUUAGAAUUUAGAUAGAAGAAAUAAAAUUCUUGAAUUAGGCCAAUCACAUACUUGAAUGUUGUGUUUACCUCACUUUCAUCAAUAAGACAUUAUUUUUAGGAAAAGGUUAAUAUAGAUAUUCCAGUUAUUUUCAUAAGCUCAUAAAUAUUUUUUAAUGCAUCAAGAAAACAAUAAUUCAAGUAUGAAUCUGUCCCUUCCUUACACAAAUAAGAUAAAAAUGUAAAUUCUACAACAAAUUUGUCAGCAUCUUUUCUCGCUCUAGCUAACAUAAUUUCAGUGGGUUAGACAGAGAUGGAUAUAUAUAUUGGCAUCCGAUCCUAUGUGCCUUAUGAAUAAAUAUUGCUCAAAAUUUUGUCAAUGAAUUUUAUUACAGGUUAUAGUGUGAUUAUCUAUUAUGUUUAAGGAAAUAAAACUUUAUAGAGCUUAAUAUAUAAAAAACUAUGUACAUAUUUUCUAUAAUAGAUUUGUAGAUUUUUUGUUUUGAAAAAUAAAUACAAUUUUAAAAUCUCAUUAUUAAUUUUAAGAAGUUCUUGUUUUAAGUGAAGACUGUAAUUUAAUAUUUAAGUUUAUGAAUAAAAUCUGUGAUAUGUAGUAAAA